AUGAAUUUUUACAUAGUCCCAGCGGGGCUGUAUCAGACCCAGCAGAAAAUGGGUAAAAAGAAACACGGCAAAAAACGUACAUCUCGCUCGAGCAGAACAUCAAGUUCAAGUGACAAGACGGACACACCGUCAUUGAAGUCCAACACAACUUUCGGCGGCUCAAUCAAGUCUUUGCCUGAUACUCCUGAGGACUCUGAUCCUAAUGAAAUAUCCCAAAUUCCUCCAGAAUCAGGUUCUCGAAUGAAUUACAAUAAGGCUCCAGAGUUCUCAAGCUCAACGACAAACACUAUACCCCUUGACAUGGAACAAAGGCAUUCCUCAGGAUCGACUACAUCGCUGACAGUGAAUACAAGAGAUCAAGAUAAACGCCCAGGUUUGUUCUCGGUACCUAGCGAUUUUCAACAGAACCGUCGAAGUAGCAUCAUGUCGUUUUCCUCCUCCCAAUCGAAGUCGUCUAAUCUGGCCCGCAAGGCAUCGUACUCCCAAGUACCCACAGCUAGUAUUUCCUCACAACUACCUCCCGGAACUGUUGACGUUCGCCCGGAGUUGUUUAGCCGUCAAGGUUCUCACCUGGAUCACUCCAAACCACAUUUUCAUGUUCCAAAGUUUCGACCAAUCACGGAUUUGUCAGUGUUGAAUAAAGAGUCCCUGUUACGACACAAUUUUUUGAAUCCAAACUAUAUGUCCACACGCUAUAAUAACUUCUUACAAAUUCUAUCGGAACAUCACUUAAGUGAUUCAAUGAACUUUGCUGCAGUUCGAGAGCAUUCUUUAAUGAAAUUCAUCAACAGACAUAUAAUAAGCAAACGCGAAAGAGAAAUGAGCCACGCAAUUAAAUCUAAGGAAGACAUACGAUAUUACGAGGGAUUGAUUUCUUACGAGCUCUUGCAAUGUCGAACCUUCCUACGCCGCCUCAUCAGCUUGCAAUCCAAAGAAAUUCCGAAUCGUGACUGCAUUAUAUCCUGUGAAGAACUUCUUCAAAUAAAUUUCAUCAACUAUGUGAGGUAUCUCCUAAACCUUCCAAACGUUUUGCCCGUUGCGCCUGAAAACCUUGACGACAUUCUGGCAAAGCAUUAUCACUUCCGAUCUUUCUUCUCCGAGAUGAGCAGUGCUUUGUACUCAUUGAGGAAGGAAGGUUACACAUAUGAAAUGCCAACUUCAACUUCAGACGUUGAAAUUCUUCUUGAAACAAUCAGCAAAGUUUCCUACGAAUUUAUUCUCUUGGAGAAAUAUGCCAUUCAUAUCCUUGUCAAGUUGAAUCACAAUUUUGCCAUUGAGCAGAGAAUUGUGAGCCAUCUUUUCUCAUUAUUUGAUUUGAACAUAAAAUUAGAGAGAAUGGAAUCCUUGAAGGUAUUGAAUUUUAAUACUUAUUUCAGUGCACAAUAUUCGUGGUAUAUGGCAAUCACUUUACCAUUCGUGAGAGUUUUCGAAGCUAAUAUUUAUGGAGAAGACCCUGCAAUAGUCUCAAGUUUGGACUCCUAUCGUGCUCAUUUGGCAGCAACUGCUGAUAAAAGACAAAAUUUCAAGGAUUCUGACAGACUUCUAUACGAGAAGUAUUUCAGUCGCCUCAAAUUUAAGGACUUUCUGCAGUUUGUACAAUUAAGUCGAAAGGACUUGGUCAGUUUGCAAAGGAAUACCUUUGACAAAUUUGGUGACCAUUCGUUAGACUAUGGACACAGGGACUUUCAAUUUAAACCGCCUAAUUUUGAAUUCUUUGCUAACUCGCUUUCUACUCUUGAAUCGGAAACAUUCCAUGUCAUCCACAGUCGUGAUAUUGCGUUGCAGCUUAGUCCGACUAAUUUUAAAGUCAUUUUGGCUGAGUUUUAUCGUCUUUUGAAGAAAGGAGGAGUUUUAGAGGUCCCUUUGUUCAAGUCUGGUGACGAUCAUAUCCAAGAUUUAGUAAAUCCUGGUACUUCAAAAUUUCCAAACCUGACUAAAUUUAUGGACCUUGAAGUUGCACGGACAUUCGACCUCAUACCUCAUCUAUUGGAAUCACUCUUCGAGGAACUUGGUCAGAUUUUUGGGGCAAAGAAUGUGAAAUUCUCCUCUGCUCUACUCAGUCCCAAGAACGAUAUGAACAGCUUUUUUAUCAAGCAUACAGCUUUGUCGGUGUACGAAAUCUACGGAGAUGUCGAUAGCUAUUGUUCCCGCUUUGCGACGGAGGAUAAUUCGAAUGUUGAUAAGGAUUGUUUCCAUUACUAUUUCUAUAUAAGAGCUGAAAAGGCUUGA
Messenger RNA from Sungouiella intermedia, 2229 nucleotides. Lineage: Eukaryota; Fungi; Ascomycota; Pichiomycetes; Serinales; Metschnikowiaceae. The record is from the annotation of a GenBank genome assembly.